AUGGAUUGUUCCGACGGGUUCUCAUUCAAUGAUCUCAAUUGGAUGAGACAAAACGAGAUACCAAAUACUGUGAAGACAGCGCUACUAUAUGGCGAGAUCCGUGGAACGGGAGAGAAAGCUGAUGUCUGGAUCUACUUGGACAAGGCCACGACGUCCCUCAUCUGGCAGAUCUACUACCCCGAGGGUGACGCCAAGCCUCAAGUCAUCACCGUUGAAGAGGCUCUGGAGAAAGCGAAACCCUGUGCCUGGUUCAAGCUUGCCACAACCCCGGAGAAGCUGGAGGCCUUGGCCACAUACUAUUUCGCGAGAAAGAAGUUGACGAAGAGAUACCAACCGAAACUUACGUUUGAACAAAACCGACUACUCAAAGCCAUGCUCGGUAGUGAGGCCCCAUCCAAAAUCGUCAAAUUACGAGUUCGUGUCCCCGAACAUCUUGGUCGAGAACAAUCACCAGAAGCCCUGGUUGAACCUCAACAACCUUCAGAGGUCGUUCCAAGUCAAAGAGCCCGCUCAAAGUCAACGAUAUCAGUCCAUCAGCUACCCUCGCCAUGCAGCACUACCGACUACGACGCAAAGCGCGAUGGUGAAUCACGAAGAUUGAGUGGUGCAACUUUGAUCGAACCACUCGACCCAAUCGACCGCUACUUUGAUCUCGAAGACCGAAUGGAGACCGCCUGCACCAACAUAAAGCGCCAUAACAACCGAAUAGAGGACCUAAAGCGGAAGAGGUCGGAGAUUGAGAAACAAAUCAAUAUGGAGGCGGAAGCUGUAGAGUUGCUCAUCGCUGAGAGACAUCAAGCCAAGGUCGCGAAGGACCGACUUUGGAAUGUGUUGUCGAGGGAAGAGGCCUACGAGCUGGGUCGCCUCGACACCGCAAGAAAGAUUGCCAGACUCGAUUGA
This is a messenger RNA of Alternaria novae-zelandiae, 900 nucleotides long. RefSeq lists its product as uncharacterized. The record is from RefSeq and is a predicted model, not a curated record. The coding region runs from base 1 to 900 and encodes 299 amino acids. The transcript is spliced from 2 exons. NCBI's taxonomy places the organism in Eukaryota, Fungi, Ascomycota, Dothideomycetes, Pleosporales, Pleosporaceae.